ACAUGGCGUCUUUUGGUGAUAUUUCUUUGCCCUUCCAACAUGACCCUCGUGUUUUAAUGAAAUACAUAACAGCCCUCGUGAAUCUUGGCUAUGAAACCGUUGCUGUAAACAGAACUAUUUCACCAGGAAUUAAACAAAAGGGCGGACAAGAUAAGAUACCAGGGCCUCCAAACUUAACCAAUUUGCAAGGCUUGAACGAAUUAAAGAAAAUUUUUCCAAAAUUAAAACUACUUUCAAGAAUAACAGUCGUUAUUCAAGAUCAACAACAAGUACGUUUUAUUCCAGGGGAGACUGUACAAAGUUAUGACAUUGUUAGUGUACAACCAACAAAUGAAAAACUAUUUCAACAAAUAUGCCAAACUGUAGAUUGUGACGUCAUCAGCUUCGAUAUGACAUCACGAAUGCCCUUCUACAUCAAACAUCCUCAAAUUAACGUAGCUAUUGAACGUGGAAUCAGUUUUGAGAUACUCUAUGCACCAGCCAUUAGAGAUGAAGGUCUACGCAAACAUGUUAUUACAAAUGCAUUGGAGUUAACCAGGGUUUGCAAAGGUCGAAAUGUUGUUAUAUCCAGCGGCGCCGAACGAACAAUUGAGUUAAGAGGUCCUUAUGAUCUUAUAAAUCUUGGGGUAUUAUUUGGAUUAAAGCCUGACCAAAGCAAGGCAGCAGUUUCCAAAAAUAUUCGAAGCAUCAUUUAUCAUGCAGAAGCUCGAAAUAAGACAGUGAAAGGUGUUGUUAGUUUGGAAAAGAUGCCAAUCUCAUGUGGAGUAAAGAGAGCUUCUGAAAGCACUGAGUAUAGUAAAGAGACUGAUGUUACAGCAAAGAAAUUGAAGAAUUACCUGCCAGGUGUAGGUACAAAAUUCUAAUAACUCAAAAUGCAUUUUAAGGACCAAGCCAGUAAUUUUGAUGUUGUGUAUUGUAA
Molecule: messenger RNA, 919 nt
Organism: Dendronephthya gigantea
Lineage: Eukaryota; Metazoa; Cnidaria; Anthozoa; Malacalcyonacea; Nephtheidae
Product: ribonuclease P protein subunit p30-like
Exons: 2
Coding region: 3-863 (286 amino acids)
Biological process (GO): tRNA processing
Cellular component (GO): nucleolar ribonuclease P complex
Molecular function (GO): RNA binding
Source: RefSeq, a predicted model, not a curated record